UGGAACAUUGUUAAAAAAAUGGCGAGCAACAUUUCAAACUAUCAAAUACAUAAAACGCCAUAUGUACAUCAUAAUUUAUGAAAGAUAUAUUCAUUUUAAAUAUGCUCUGUACUUCCUCUGAACUCCGAUUUUCUUUUCUUCUUAGAUCUAUUCAUUCAAGCAAUGUGUUAAGAUUUUUUCCUCAGGAUUUAAUUAUAUACUUAUUUUAAAUAUACAAAAGUCACACAAUGGUCAACAUCGCGCAAUUACAAUGAACAGACUUGCAUUAUCAGCAAUCUUGCGUGACUGCAUCAGACUAACCUAGACUAACCUAUUUCGACAUUGUUUUGUUUCAUCUGCACUUUCUGCACUCUAUUGCCCGCAAAUGUUCACAAGGCAUACAGUUUUGCGCCAACGAUUGUGUAGGUAGAUGUUCAUCUUCAAAAUCUGAAAUAAACAAGUGGAAAUACAUACUAGAUUCUCUCCAAUAUAGUAUUUAAUUAUUAGACGUUAAAGAUGACUUCAUUCGGCCGUGGUCGCGGAUGGGUAAUUCAAAAUCAGAACAAGGACCAGGUUCUACGUAGACCGGGCAGUGCAAACAAUAUUGUUAAAGAUAUAACAGAUAAAAUAAUCAAUUAUGAUGUAUGCCAACACAUUUCGCCACAGCUAAUUCAGGAGAUUAUAGAUCUGAUGACUAGUACAUUUGACAAGAACAGCCUGAAAGAUACGUGUGAUGCUCUUUGGAAACAAGCUAUACAUCAAGACUCUCUUACUACAAAAAUAGCAGUACUAUUCAGCAAUAACAAAAUUUUGCUGGUAGAAGAUAAUAACAAAGAGACUAUACGUAGUCGUUUUUUACGUUUCUUGCAAGAGAAUUAUAUGGCUAGAGAAAAAAAUAAAGUAGAGGAUAAAAAGGUAUUUGCAAAUGUAAUUCUACUUCAUGCAGAAGUUUAUUAUCGCAUGAGGCUGAAUGAUGGCAACAGACUGCAGAUAUUAGCUGAGCCAUUGAUUCAUUACUUAGAAGAUUUAUUACAAGACAAUUCUAAAAGUAAUAUUUAUUUCAUUAUGAUACAGAUUCUUAGAUCUGGGAAAGAUCUUCAUGCGGCAUGUCCAGAAAGAUUAGAAAGCUUAAUGAUGACUAUUAGACAAAUGUUAAUACAAGACAAAAGUUACAAUCUUACAAAUCGUACAGUGUUAUUGUUAAUGGUUGAGUUAGCCAAUAACAACUACGAAAUCACGAAUGCACAAGUGAAGCACUUUUAUCAAUCAAAUAUCAAGACUAUUUCUUUUGAAUACCCAUUUUCUCAAGAAGAAAUAAAAGUGGUCGCAGAGGCAAAGACUGAAAAUGGUAAUCAAUUGCAAGAAGUUGAUAACAACCAACAAUUUAUAAGAGAAGAAAUGACUAAUGAUACAUUUGAGCAAGGCAAUUACUCGAAAAGUGCUAAUGUCCCCAGAGCAAUACGUGGAACGGGCGCAUUAAAUAAGGAUAAAUCAAAGAGAGGCAGUAUUAGCACAAAAUUAACUUCUUUGAAAUUAACACCACCAAGGCAGAAGAACAAAGGCUGGGAUCAUGAUGAUAGGUUUCACAAAGAUUAUGAAUAAUAUGUAUAUUGUAUAAAGCUAUCACCAACUAAUGCAGCAAAUAAGUAUAAUCAUAAACAACAUUUUGCAAAAAGAUAAGAUAUAUAUGCCGACGUAAUCAAAGUAUGAAAAGAAUCAUUAAGGAAAUUAUUUGGAAAAAAUGUAAAGUUUGUUUCUUAUACAACCGAAGAAGAUACCUGUCAACGCAAUCAAACUGAAAAAACAUAUUUAAGUGUGUUUUUCACUACAGAUGAAGAAAACGGUUGUACACAUUUUCAUAUUAUAAGUGAGUGAGAUGUGACUACUCAGUUACUAUCGAAUUAUGGUCUUUGUAUAUAUAUAAUAUAUAUAAUUUUAUUGUAUAUAUAAUAUAUAUAUAUAUAAUUUUAUGAUCAUAUAGAUAUAAUCUCAUACAGAUACUCAUAACAUCACAAGUUUUAUAUAAAUAAGUGAUUUACUUGUCGACUUGCAUCACUAGUUCAACAUUUCGUUAUUUUUUAGCGUUAUUAUUGAAAGAAAAACCAAAUUGAUAUUUUCUUAAGAACUUUUUUUUAAUUUUUUUACUGUAAGUUUCCGUAUAAAGACAUAAUUAUCAAUGAAAUAUGAAAGUCAUUUUAGAAAAUAAGCCAAAUAUAAUGCAUUAUAAGAAUUUUGGAGCACAAUUCAGCUAUAUUAUCCUCAGUAUUAUAAAUGUACCCUUUUUGCCUUACAUUUUCAUUGUAACAUAAUAUUCAAGAUUAUCUAUGUACAAUUUACUUACCAAUUUACAUCGACGUAAAUGUAUACAUAUUCUUCAAUGUAUAUGUACAAAUAAACAUGCAUCUAUUCCUA
Linepithema humile (Argentine ant) is the source of this 2391-nucleotide messenger RNA. RefSeq lists its product as uncharacterized. Gene Ontology annotation, biological process: regulation of translational initiation. Lineage: Eukaryota; Metazoa; Arthropoda; Insecta; Hymenoptera; Formicidae. Gene Ontology annotation, molecular function: translation activator activity. Gene Ontology annotation, cellular component: cytosol. The record is from RefSeq and is a predicted model, not a curated record.